Molecule: messenger RNA, 608 nt
Organism: Myotis myotis
Lineage: Eukaryota; Metazoa; Chordata; Mammalia; Chiroptera; Vespertilionidae
Product: transforming protein RhoA-like
Exons: 1
Coding region: 16-597 (193 amino acids)
Biological process (GO): cell migration; stress fiber assembly; small GTPase-mediated signal transduction
Cellular component (GO): dendritic spine; cleavage furrow
Molecular function (GO): GTP binding; GTPase activity
Source: RefSeq, a predicted model, not a curated record
GCACAUUUGUAAGCAAUGGCUGCCAUCCGGAAGAAAUUGGUGAUUGUUGGGGACGGAGCCUGUGGCAAGACUUGCUUGCUCAUCGUUUUUAGCAAGGACCAGUUCCCAGCGGCGUAUGUACCUAUGGUGUUUGAGAACUAUGUGGCAGACAUUGAAGUGGAUGGAAAGCAGGUCGAGUUGACCUUGUGGGACACAGCCGGGCAGGAGGACUAUGAUCGCUUGAGGCCCCUCUCCUACCCGGACACGGAUGUGAUCCUGAUGUGUUUCUCCAUCGACAGCCCUGAUAGUUUAGAAAACAUCCCAGAAAAAUGGGCUCCGGAAGUCAAGCAUUUCUGUCCCAAUGUGCCCAUCAUCCUGGUUGGGAACAAGAAGGAUCUUCGAAAUGAUGAGCACACAAGGCGGGAGCUAACCAGGAUGAAGCAAGAGCCAGUCAAACCGGAAGAAGGCAGAGAUAUGGCAAACAGGAUUGGCGUUUGGGGGUACGUGGAGUGUUCAGCAAAGACCAAAGAUGGCGUGAGGGAGGUUUUCGAAAUGGCCACGACAGCUGCUCUGCAAGCCAGACGUGGGAAGAAGAAAUCUGGGUGCCUUGUUUUGUGAGCCUGCUGCAA